This is a messenger RNA of Trichoderma harzianum CBS 226.95, 590 nucleotides long. RefSeq lists its product as hypothetical. The transcript has a single exon. Bases 133 to 447 code for a protein of 104 amino acids. The record is from RefSeq and is a predicted model, not a curated record. NCBI's taxonomy places the organism in Eukaryota, Fungi, Ascomycota, Sordariomycetes, Hypocreales, Hypocreaceae.
GGCAGACAUUCGAAGAGAAUAGCGAUACUAGCAAAAAGCAGAUACUCAAGGUACUACAAGUCCACUACCAUGCGUACUGUCUAGUAGUACACGCAGCAACCAACACAGCUUGUUGACAACUGGGUGCGUUCCAUGGCAAGAUUUAUUUCAGUCAAUUACAUCUACGCUUCAAGCAUAUACCUCUAUUCCAUCUUCCACAAACAUACAAGGCAACAUCAUCUGAGCCUUGGCUGCCAAACCCGGCAUAACCUCCAACCGCAUCCCAAACCCGCCAAGAUACCCUCAUUCACUUCAAAAAUCCAGCCACAUACAAACUCAACAAAGCACCCAAAUCAUAUCCACGUAAUCCGACUCAUCAGCACAACAUCUGCCUUCCCUUUGUCAUAUCCCCAUUACACAAAUCAUUUCACCUCAACCAAUCCCUUCCCCAGCCCUUUCAGACAUUAACCGCCUUCGGGGUCCGUACCUGACUCACCAUCCACGCAAACCCCGCUAGUCAAGACAAAAGAACCCUCCAACCAAACCGCAAACUACAAACCACACCCAAUGAUUCAUUCACUUAAAAAGAAAACGCAAAUUAAUUUAAAUUA